CCCAGUUUGUUUCUGAUGUGGGAACGAUGGCAGGCGUGCAGCCGCCUCCCCUCCGCAGCCUGGAUGAUUUUUUGUUGAGCUCGGCUCGUUUUGCGGUGCCAGAUGUGCGGGACCUGGACCGCUGGAACAACCGCAUGAUCAACAACCUUUUGUAUUAUCAAAGCAACUACUUCCUGUCCGCUCUGAGCUUCCUGCUGCUUGUGGGGUAUUUCCAGCCCAUCCAGAUGUUUGUUGGGAUGACGGUGGUCACCGCGUUGUUCCUGGGCUUCGUCUGGGCUGCGGAGAACAAAGCUCCGAUCCGCCGUUUCCGAAGAAACCAUCCAUUAUUGUCUGUGCUCGCCAUUCUCUUGGCCAGUUACCUCUUCAUAUUGAUGUUGGGAGGAGUGGCUGUGUUCCUGUUUGGAAUAGCCAGCCCAGUACUGAUGGUCCUGGUACAUGCAUCGAUGAGGCUGCGGAACCUGAAGAACAAGCUGGAGAACAAACUGGAGAGCAUUGGCCUGAAGCGGACCCCCAUGGGGCUCCUGCUGGAGGCCAUGGGGCAGGAGCAGGAGGCUGGCUCCUAAACACCCAGCAGGGGUACUGGUUCACCUCUUCUUUAUUUUCUGAUCAGAAACCAGAAGAAAAUCGACCAAAUUGGACAAGUUUUAUAGAUUGACAAUUUUUGCACAUGUGGUCAUGGUUAUGGAGAAAAGGACUGAAAGUGUUUCCCUUUUUAUUGUGGAACCAUUUGUAGUUUCAUCUGUCAUUCUACCCAGCUGGUCUAAACCACCUUAUGUUAAUGUUACAGGAUUUACCUUUUGGAACAAAAAUCAUUUUACAUGAAUACAUCAUGUUGUAUCAACGAAGGAGCAAACAGGCUAGCAAAGUGGUAUCCAACCUGGAACUUGGAACUCGACCUUCAAACACCCUGAGUGUCCAGAGCCAUUGCACGGAUUCACGCACGCACGCACGCACGCACGCACGCACGCACGCACGCACGCACGCACGCACGCACAACAGCUAAGAACUUUUAUGUUGAGCAGUGGCUGGAUGCUUAUUAAUGUAGUUUUAGAUAAUAAAGAAGAUUCCAGCAGUUUGAUCACUAAUCAAUGACCUACUUAUUCGCUGAUUAUUUCUUUUUUGAUAAAGACAUUUCCUCCUCCCAUCUGUAAUACUCUGUGAUGGAAGCAGGAAAUGGUGAUCCUCUGAUAAACCCUCAGUUAAGCAGCAUGUGUUGAAGGUCAUUGCAAAUACUAUAGAUUUGUGAAGACAGACUAACAGGACCAUUUCCUGUUAGUCUGUACAAUUUGAACCCGUCAGUUGAGGUAUUGUACUUUUCAACGUUUUCCUUAAUUUCCACAGCAGCUGCUCUGUAUGUAGGCGCAGUGUUUGGUGCCUUUAAUCUUAUAAUUCAAUAACUGAGUUUUUAUUAGUUUUCUUGAAAACAUAUUUUUCACACACUUUAGCACAAUAGUGGCACUAUUGUGCCACCCAAAGGCUUACCUAUUAGCCUCCAUGGAUUAGCUGGCUUUGUGAUGCAAUAAAGGGGUGGGGCCAAGCGGGGAGUCCCUGACUAGGCCUUUUUAUAACACUAAAACACAUCAGUUGAUGAUUUUGUUGCAUCAUGUUUGUAUAUUGUGGUAUUCAGCCUUUAAAGGGCCAGUAAUUAGGUAUUAUCCAAGCACAUAGAGCCUUUUUAUAGUUCAAUUAAAUAACUGUCAUCUUUACUAGCUAUAAAAUACAAUAAAAAACAAAUAUGGCUUAAAAGAAAUUUAACCUUGCAAUUUAACGCUUUAAAUUCUCCUUUUUUUAAAUGAAAAAGUCAUAACAUUGCUUCUCUAUUAACCGUUUAAGAACAUUCUUACCAGUGUUUCACUGAAAAAUAGUUUGUAAUGAGCUCAGCAGAUGCACAGUUCCACCAGGUGUUUGCUAAUUGUUGCUGGCUAGUCUGAAGGAGUUGAGUGGGAGAGUUGUGGCAGAAAGCAGUUCUGUGAGGUUUCCACCUCAUCCUCAGAUUUGGAAACUGCAAAUCUGAGGAUGAGCUUCAUCUCAAAGGUGGGGCAAACUCCACCCAUGGAUCCCUCAUGGGUGGAGGGAUUAAAGGAUUUCUCAAAUAUACAUGAACAAAUCAAGACAACCCUACAGGUAUGUUUUUGAUGUGGUAAUAACAUUAUAACAUGAUGUAAAGCUCUAAAAGUUGUUUUUUAUGUGAUACUGCCUCUUUAAAGAAGUAAAACCUAAACCAAUGAAACGGCAAUCAUUAUGGAGUCUGUUGUGAAGGACAGAAAACCAGGAGGACAGGUAAAAAUGACUAAGUAGUUACUGAAGUUUACAAAAUAGGAAAUGUCAAAUAUUUUUUUUUUUUGGUGAAAGUUUCAUUUUACAUACACUUCAGGUUCGGGGGUCUGAUAGAUGUUUUUUGUUCUUUUAAAUGAAGUAAAACAUUAUUUUGUAACGUCUAGCAUUGCUUGGUCCCCAACGGCUUUGUUUACACCAGACCAUUGCUUGGAAACUGCCGCCAUCUUCUGAUGUUUGUUAUUUAGGAAGAAGUUACACAUUUAGAUAAAUCUGAUAACAGUGGUGGUGUGAGGGACUCUGCUUACCGCUGCCGUGGAAAUGAGCGACUGGAUCGCAACAAAAAUGUUGGUUUACCCGAAGGGCGGCUCAGUGUUAGUGGGUCGCAAGUCUCAGUAUGUGUUCAGUUAAUAUGCAUAUUUUAUAACAUAUUUAGCGAUACAUUGGAACAACUGUUUGCCUAAAACUUGAAGGAUUUAGAGUCAAUAUUGUUAUUGUGGACUUUAAAUUGCACAGAUACAGGGCUGUUAAAGUCUGGAAUAUAAUUUAAAUGUUCCAAUCAUGUUCUCUUUUUACUGCCGUCUUAAACUGAUCAUAGUACAUAUGAUGACUUGAGACAGAAGCCUUUACUGAUUCUGACUGAACCAGGAUCAGUGAACUUAUACUCACCAUAAGGCUUUUAAAUAUCUAUGGUUGUGUUUGGAUGAGAAGGAUUGGCCGGUAGUCCUUGUUGUUGGGUAAACCAGGUGGUUCUGAAACUGAUAUUUAUUUCCAAAGUUACUGUUUUCCAGAUUAUGAUAGUUUUUAAAUUGAUUACAUAGGAACAUGUUGAAUAUCAGCUGGAUUAUUUUCAAUAAAGAUAAUGUAGAAAAUCAGUUCUAUAUGGCUGCAGAUGAAGAAUCUGUUUCUUGAUCUGAUACCUGAGAAACACAUUAAAGAUUUCUUCUAAAUGUCUAAAUUGAUCAGUUUAUUUCUUCUGCAAAAGAAAAUCUACAGAAUCCACAAACAGAUCAAUCUGAUCCAACUUAUUGGUCAUGCUUCAUUUGAUUGGUGGAUCUCUGAGUGAUCUGAUUUUCCUCCAGCUGUGCUGACAGGUGCAGAGCGGCGUCUGCUGCGUGGAAACGUUGAGCACUCAGCAGCGUUUGGGCUUCUACUGGAAGCAUGCUCUCCUGUAUUUAGCUGAAAUCUUGAUUAUUAGAAACAAAACAGCUUAUGGACUCGGGAAAACAGGUUCUACUGAAGUUUCAGUAAUACACAAGGUUUCAGUUCUGUUCUUGUUAAUUCAGUUAUAGCAUUUGCUUUUUGCUCACAGGUCAGAUUUCACAAUUUCCCACUCAGAAAACCAUUUGUGAUAUUAACUCUGUCGUUUUGGAAAACGUCCUGAUUGGGAAGUUCAAGUUAAAACCUUUUCUGAAGAAGCUGAAAGUGUUUAAUAUUUUAUAGUGAAAAUGAGAAUAAAUAUUAAGUUAUGGUAGUUUAUAGGAUCAGAGUGUAUCACCUGUGGCUCUGAAGAUGUAAAUAAGUUUUUGGACAGUCAAUUAUGGAUUUUAAUAACUUUAGCCCCCUCCCAAAAUAUAUAUAUAUAUAUAGAAUAAAGUAAUGUUUUAAAAUAUAGACAUAUUAAAUGACACCUAUAGAAAAAAAAAAAUUAUGAAACAAACUGAUUGAAUUUCCACAACAGAAUGGCAUGAAGUACAGGUAACAUUUUUUACUGUACACAUUUUUUCUUGUCAUUAAGUUGGAAAUUUAAUGACUUUUACCAAGAACAAAAUAGAUCUAUUUUCUUUUUGCAAAUGUUUAAUCUUCAUUUUAAAACUGAGAAGUCAAAAUAAAAUUGUAAGCCGACAAAGAUUGUCUGUUUUUCUUCUGCAGCAUCAGUGACUCUGAAUGAGUUGAUGUAGUUGGACAGAGGCAUCAGUGACUCUGAAUGAGUUGAUGUAGUUGGACAGAGGCAUCAGUGACUCUAAAUGAGUUGAUGUAGUUGGACGGAGGCAGAAACGGCUCUUUGAGAUGUAAAGGUUGCAGAUUCCUGAUCUGAAUAUUACAGUGUGUGUGCAUUUGAUUUUCUCAGCUUGGUAUUCCAAUGUGUUGUUGUGUAUUCAUUCUUUAAUAUGACCGUACUACCUUGAGCUGCCAGAACAAUACUUCAUUGUGAGAAAGAACCAAACUGGUUCAUCGACAAGUAAAUUAAUUGUUAAAGAUUUGUAUUUGUAUGUAAACAGUGGCUAACAUUUCCAGCUCAAAGUGCCAUUUAUUAUUUUACGUGUGUAGGUCUCUGUUUUAUUAAAUGUCUGCCUAACUGUCCCAGUAUGGAUCAUGUCCAUUUUUCUUAAUAAAAACAGUAGUUUUUUUUUCCUGGAA
Molecule: messenger RNA, 4635 nt
Organism: Poeciliopsis prolifica (blackstripe livebearer)
Lineage: Eukaryota; Metazoa; Chordata; Actinopteri; Cyprinodontiformes; Poeciliidae
Gene: praf2
Product: PRA1 domain family, member 2
Exons: 3
Coding region: 27-563 (178 amino acids)
Cellular component (GO): membrane
Source: RefSeq, a predicted model, not a curated record